Messenger RNA from Saccharomycodes ludwigii, 3780 nucleotides. It is a transcript of the gene NUP133, whose product is annotated as Nup133p. The record is from RefSeq and is a predicted model, not a curated record. NCBI's taxonomy places the organism in Eukaryota, Fungi, Ascomycota, Saccharomycetes, Saccharomycodales, Saccharomycodaceae. Gene Ontology annotation, cellular component: nuclear pore outer ring. The coding region runs from base 1 to 3780 and encodes 1259 amino acids. The transcript has a single exon. Gene Ontology annotation, biological process: poly(A)+ mRNA export from nucleus; transcription-dependent tethering of RNA polymerase II gene DNA at nuclear periphery; protein import into nucleus. Gene Ontology annotation, molecular function: structural constituent of nuclear pore; protein binding.
AUGCCAAUUAUGUUUAAACCAAGAAAGGAGCUAUUGGAAAAUGAAAAUAAUAACAAAAUUUCUAUACCCUCUUAUAAUUCCACCAGUCAAACAUUGCUAGCACCAUCCCAACAGCAAGAUAUUAAUACUUCAUUGGAUGAUAGCUUACAAGAUUUACCGCAAGAAAUUUCAAACUUUAAAAAUAAUCAUUCCGAUAAUGAUCGUAUUUUAACUGAAAAUAAUAGAUAUAAGCUUGUCACUUUGCCACCCAUUUUGAAAUUUUUAGCUGAUGGUCAUUAUAAACAAGAUAAAAUUGUUUUAUUAGAUGACAAUACAGAUUAUGGUAUUGCAAUUACACAAACUGCUAACAAUAAAUUUAUGCUACACUUUUGGAAUUACAGGAGUUUACAUAAAAAUACAUCAAUUACUUCCGUACCUUUCUUACAGGAAGAAGAAGAAGAAGAAGAAAAAGAAGAAGAAAAGUACGGUAAUGGAAUCACCACCACUUUGAAUUCCUUGAUGGUCAUUUUCACAUGGCCCACUUCAAUGGAAGACAAAGAACAGCCUGGAUUGUGUGUUGUUAAUAAACAUACCGGGAUACUAUACUACUUUGAUGAGUUGCUAUCAUCUUCUGCAGUUGAUUUAGAUAAUAAUAACGCUAAAAUAAAUUUUGUUCAAAAAUUAGAUUUGAAAUUGAAAAAAAAAUAUCAUGGUAACAAUAGCAACUCCGAAUACGUUACAAAUAUAGUUAACAUAGAACCUUGUGGUGUAUUGGUAUCCACAUCUUUGGGUAAGUUGAUUUUGGUUGGAUUAAAAGAUUUUUAUGGGAAACCCUUAUUAUCUUUAAAAGAAUACUUAAUUAAUACUUCUUGGUUGAACAAAAUUUUACCAUCACAGGCUCUGGUGACUCAGAUUUCUUCUAUUUUUGUUGAAGAAUCCAUUUUAAAAGGCCAGAAAUUGGUAACAAGUUUAUCUUCAAAUGGUGAAUUAAUUAAUUGGAAAAUUCAAUCCAAUAUGAAAAGUAUUAAAAAUUUUAGUUUGAACAUUUAUUCUCCUUUAAUCGAAUAUCUAAAGGAAAUUUAUCCCUACACACUAAAUACUUUGGAAUUUUUGGAUUGCCACAAAUUAGCUAACAAUGACAACAAAUGUGCAUAUGUUAUUCUUUCACGUAUACAAGCAGAUGUUUACGAUAAAUCUAAGUUCAAUUAUAUUUUGAGUACAAUUAUUAUUGGCGAAGAAUCCAAUUCCUUUGAUAUUUUUUCAACCUAUAGGUUGAAUACUUACUUCACUAAUUCAUUCACUACUAAAUUGCAUGUUGCUAAAGUAAGUUUUAACAUGGAAAGAGGUGGAAAUCCUGACCCGUACAUAUCCAUAUAUGUUUUAUUAGAUGAUGCUAUAGUUUUACUCCAAGUUGACUCUCAAUUAGAUUUUAAUUAUCCAUUUAAAAGAAAAUGGGAAGAUAUUAUCAGUUUCAAAAAUGGAACUAUGAAUUUAAGUUAUGUUGGAAAUCACGAUUCUUCAGUUUUGUUUAUAAACUCUGGGAUUGAUCAAGUUUUAAAACUUGACUUACAACCAUUUCCUCGAGAGCCCCCUUGCAACGUAGAAACAUUCAUUAAAUCACACAUUGACCAAGAUAUUUAUUUCCAUCGUAUGACAACUUGUAAAGAUGAUGGUAACCCAGUCGAAUUCAAUAUACCUUCAAACAUAGAAAUCAAUAAAACUGAUAUUGAAAACGAUUUAAAAGUUGUUGCUGAGGAAAUAUGGACAAGCAAGUCACCUUACAUUCCACCAAUACAUCCAGUAAGUCGUACAGAUUCAGAAUUUGAUAAAAGAUCCAAUAUUGCUGUUUACACUCAACACUUGAAAAUAAGAUUAGAAUACUUUGAGAAAUUAUUAAACUAUAUGCAAACAAACUUUGGUGCUGUCGUCGAGGAUGCUUUGAAACUAGCCUUAUUAAACAAAUACGAAAUUAUGGCUUGCUGCUACAAAUUUUUAUCAUCGUCACUAUCAUCUCUAGUAGUUACCAAUUCAACCAACUAUUAUGAUCAAGAUGAAAUUUUGUAUCAGAUAAUUGAAGGCGUAAAUAACCCCUUGGACGAAUUUUUGGACAGAUUUUCUGGCACAAUUCACGAAUUUAACGUUAAAAUUGCUUGCAGCCCAUCCAAUUUGAUUUUACAAAAGGAAAUUUUACAUCAAAUAAUUGAAUCCAUCAAUGACGCCGUUUUUGAAAAUUCUGAACUAAAGUACAGAUAUCAAAUUUUUGGGUUAGAUUCCUCCUAUGUACCAACCUCACAGUUUGGAGAGGCUCCAUGGUUCACUGAUGUUAAACUAAUAUCCAACAUCAAUGAUUUACUAAACGUUCUAUCCAUAGCUAAAUUGCAAGAUGAAAAAAGGGACAUACUAGUUUUAAUCAAAAUUUUAUAUUACCAGUGUGCUCAAUAUGAAUUAUUUAAUAAAGAUAACAACGGAAAAAAUAAAGUGUGUCAGGUUUUUUCAGAUAACCAUUUGAAAUGGGUUUUAAAGCUAAUUGAACUUGGUUUUAAAGAUGAAUGCAUUUCAAUGUUAGAUUUCUACCAUGACUUACAAGGUUUAAUUUUUGUUUUUGAUUAUUUAGAAGAUGAAAUACCAACAUCUUAUUAUGAAUACUAUUUGGACAAAUAUGGUUACCAUUUAACUAUUGAAAUUUGUAAGUUUCUGAUAAAUAAGGGCAAUUUGGAAAAAUUAUUUCACAUUUUUAACUUAAAGCCUAAUUAUACAGAUUUACUAGCACUAUUUUUAGAGGAUAACAAGGAAGAGUAUGGAGAUGUUACUUGGAUCGAAAAAAUCUUAUCUGCUAAAUACAAAGAUGCUAGUGAGAUUUUGUUUACCGUGGCCAAUACAACCAACGAGAAUAAAUCCAAUGGUAACGGCGAUGUUAGAAAUAUCGCUAGUGGUCAAACUUUAAGAGUUAAAAAUUUUGAUUUGAGUGUGGCCAAAUUAUCAUUACUUUUGGAUAUUUCUUUAAAUGAAGAUACUGAAGCUACUCAGACCCAGGAAAAGAAAUGCAUAUUUUUAAACGAUAUUGAGACCCAGUUAAAAAUCAUUGAGACACAAGAUGUUGUAAACAAAUUAUUAUUAUCUGAAAGUUUCCAAGAUAAUUUAAAGAAUAUCAAUACUUCUAAUGAAUUUGAAAAGGCUUUUAAUGAAAUUUACAAAGAAUUAAUUGAAAGCUUUGAUAAUAAAACAUUUGUAGACAAUGCAAAUUUCAAAAAGAACAAACAAGGCACCGAUAAUUGUAAAAUAUUGACUCCAGGCCAAUUGGUAUUUAUUAUCAGUAUGGUUGGCGAUAAAUAUAUUACCAAUAAUACAUAUAUUGCUUUAAAGUUGUUGUCGGAAAGUCAUAACCAGUUUACCCACGAAAGUUUCAAGUUUAUGGUCGACUUUGUUUGGAUCGAAUGCUUUUCAAAGUACCUAAAACAUACUACUGACCACAAUGAUGAAAAUUUAAGGAUCAUAAAUGAAACUUUAAAUAAAUAUUUUGAAGAUGAAUUAUAUCAUCACAUUCCUUUACCUUUAUCAACCAACACCUUUAAGGGAUACAGCACAGAUUGUGUUGUAGCAUGUUUACAAAACACGUCAGCUGAAAAAUUGAACAUUGAUGGUUCAAAGUUAUUGCAAGAAUUCUAUAAACGUGCGAAUGAUAAUCAGCUGGAAAUAUUUAUUCAAACAGAAUUACCAACCUUAGUUGGUAAAGCUAACAGUCAAAAUGGCAAUCGAGUCAUUAUUGAUUACAAAUCUGGUAAAUUGGAUUAUAUACCAUAG